Messenger RNA from Capsella rubella, 3541 nucleotides. RefSeq lists its product as uncharacterized. Bases 288 to 3350 code for a protein of 1020 amino acids. Gene Ontology annotation, cellular component: cytoplasm. The record is from RefSeq and is a predicted model, not a curated record. NCBI's taxonomy places the organism in Eukaryota, Viridiplantae, Streptophyta, Magnoliopsida, Brassicales, Brassicaceae. Gene Ontology annotation, molecular function: protein binding. The transcript has 11 exons.
UUGCAUAAUACUAUAAUUUUGGUUAAGGCAUUUAAGGAAGGCCAGGUGUACAUAUCAGUCUUGUUCGCCAGAGAGAGAGAGAGAGAGAGAAUCAUCAUCCUCGCUGUUUCCUAUUUGCCAUUUUUUUCACCCAAUCAUCAUCUUCUUCUUCUUCUUCUUCUUCUUCUUUUUCCUUUUCUUCCCAUCAGAGAGCUGAUCCAUGGCGGUUUCCAAAUUCACCUCGCCUGAGGCUUUCCUUUGUAAUUCGGUCUUUUGAGAAGUCAAAUCCCUAAUCUCAUCGAAUUCUCAUGGCGAUCAUAACAGGAGAUCGAUAUCUGGAGAAUCUCCAGAAGUUCCUUGAAGAGAGAGCUGAUUCGCUUAUUGAUGGCACCGAUGUUCUCAAGCUCAAUCCCGCCGGCCUUCACUAUGUUCAUCUCCGUCUCGAAUCUCUCCGUGAACUCGAGCGUAUGCUCUCCGGAGCUCCGGUUGACUAUCUCCGCGCCUACGUCUCCGACAUUGGCGAUUUCCGUGCCCUCGAGCAGCUCCGGCGUAUUCUUCGCCUCCUCCCUUCUCUUAAGGUCGUUUCUUCGCUUCCUUCACCAUCUCGUGAUCCUACGCCGCUCUCUCUUCUUCCUUUUUCUAAGCUUAAGGUCUUGGAACUCCGUGGCUGUGAUUUGUCUUCUUCUUCUGCUAAGGGAUUGCUCGAACUCAGGCACACCCUGGAGAAGCUCAUCUGUCAUAAUUCCACUGAUGCACUGCGCCAUAUCUUCGCUAGUAGAAUCGCCGAGAUAAAGGACUCACCACAGUGGAAUAAGUUGGCUUUCGUGUCUUGCGCUUGUAACCGUCUUGUGCUCAUGGAUGAGUCUUUGCAACUUCUUCCAUCUGUUGAGUCGCUUGAUCUGAGUCGAAACAAGUUUGCAAAGGUGGAUAAUCUUCGGAGAUGUUUCAAGUUGAAGCACCUUGAUCUGGGGUUCAAUCAACUUAGAAAGAUCUCUCACUUGAGUGAGGUAUCCUGUCACCUUGUUAAACUUGUUUUGAGGAAUAACGCGCUGACUACAUUGCGUGGGAUUGAGAAUUUGAAGUCACUUGAAGGCCUUGAUGUUUCCUUCAAUCUUAUUUCCGACUUUUCAGAACUGGAGUUCCUCGGGAGUCUUUCAUUCUUGACAGACCUGUGGUUGGAAGGAAAUCCAAUUUGUUGUGCACGAUGGUAUAGGGCACAUGUCCUCAGCUACGUUGCUCAUCCAAAUGAUUUGAAGCUAGAUGGCAAACAUAUUGGGAAUAGAGAAUUUUGGAAGAGGCAGGUUGUUGUUACCCGUAGGAAAAGUCAGCCUGCCAGCUAUGGGUUUUACUCUCCGGCCAGAGACGAAGCUGAUGAUGAAGGAAGCUGUAAUAGAAAAAAGACUAAAAUUUAUCGGCUUGCGUCUAUUGAUAGUGAGGAAGAAAGCACCUAUCUGAAUUCUGAUCAAGAGUCUGCUUCAUGUGAACCCGAAUCUCAAAGCAAAGAGGAGAGUAUCAAGUCUGAUCAUGAAGCUGAAGUCUUUGGACUAAUAAGUAAAGUUGAACAGUUGAAGAAAGAACGUUCUGUUCUUUGGCUUCGAGAGUUUAAGGAGUGGAUAGAUCAUCCGUCAGAGGAUUUUAUGGAUGUCCGAAAAAAUGGGAGCAGUACUGAUUCAGAGGAAAAUUAUUACACGAAGAAUAAAAAUAGACCAAAGCAUCAUGGUGAAACAUUGAGAUAUGCAUCAGGGCCUUUACCAGGUUUCCAAAUUGCAGAUUCAAGUCAGAAGCCUCAAGCAUUUUUUCUUGAUGGGAAGCCAGAUGAAAAUGGAAACAUGUCAACAUCAGAUGCUACGCAGGAUAUGACAGGAUCACUUUUACCCUCAUCACCCCCUCAUUAUCAAAAGGAUGUCUUACACAGGCGUCAGAACCUGGUGGAAGAAAUCUUACAGCUGUCAGCAGAUUCUUAUUCAGUGGCGUCGUCUGAUAGCACAAGCAGCUGCAGUGAAAAUGAAGAUAAUGAUUCUGAGCAAUCAAAUCCUGAACAGGAUACAUUGAUGGAUAAUCUUCGUGGGGAUAGACCUAGGGAGGAGAUUCUUGGAUCUGCUAAACAAGGCACAAGCUUCCUUGACUCUCAACCAGAGAAGAGUAGCAUCAUUAAGACUUGGAGGAUAGAUGAUUCGUUCAAAGCAAAGACCACUAAAAUUCUUUCUGGACUGCAUAAUAGUGAGCUUGCUUCUGGUGUUAACCAGAUAUACAAUUGGUUUGACAAAAAGAAAAGCAAAAGGAAGCAUAAAAAAAGAGAUGUUUCUUUACGAGAGGAAAAUAGUUUCAUAAGUAAUGGUAAAACAACUCAAAGAAGUGAUGCAGAUAUCAGUGAUUCUUGUGAAGAUGAACAUAUUUCUGAUCAUUUUCAAGAAGGUUCCUUGACUACCGGUUGUAAUAGUAAGAGAAGUACUAGAUUUGUGGGAACUGAAAAGUCCCCUGAAGUAAUAGGUGGUCUAGUGGAGGAAUAUUUUACAAUAACUCAGUCAGAUUCCAGCAUUGAUGAGACUUGUAGGAUAUUUGUUACUUGUGAUUGUGUACUACCGCAAGAAUCUACCUGCAAGCAACAGGAAGUAGUGUUCCUGCUGAGUAGCCAAGAAAAACUGUAUGUGCUGCUCGUUGGUGUCUCUACUGAUUCACAAAAGAGCAACUUAAGUUUAUUGUGUUCGCAUACGAUCGAGGAUAUACAGGACGUCUCAGUUGGUCUGGGACUUCAGGUGGUGAGGCUACGCUUUAGGGAGGAUGCAGAGUACAUAUUCAUAACAGCGAGCAUUGAAAAAACAACAGUUUUACUCAAUAUCAUAAAAUUCUUGGACUCGCAGGUUACAGAUUCAAAAUGUUCUUUGGGAAGUUUGGAGAAUGCUCAAGUGGAAUUGUUUGAGAAAGAUAUAUGCAGUGGUUUGAAGCCAAGUAUAUUUCAGUAUAAUGUUCUUCAUUUUCAUAACAGCACUCUUGGAGAAGUUUCAUGGCUUCCACGGUCGCUCUUUGUGGCGGGUGGACAUCUCUUCAUAUGCAAUGAAGACUUCAGGCAGCUGAGUUCUCUGCUGACGGAUUCUUCUUCUGCUCCGUAUUUCUCACUUGACUCAAGCUGCUCCAUCUCCGACAUAUUUGAGAUGGUUAUUGAAUCACGAGGAAGCCCACGCUUGUCACUGAAGAUCAAGCAGAAGGAUUCCACAUUUCAAACCAGACAAAAAAGGACAGUGAAUUCAGUAACAUGGAAGCUCAAGUUACUCAGCACUGAGUGUGUACUCAAAUUCGUGGCUCUAGUAAAUGGACUUCACCCAGAUUCGACAGAAUUCCCGUUGCUUGUAAGACAUUUGGGGGAGAGAUAAGUCGUGAAUGUUUAUAACUUUAGAUUCAUUUGAUUCAAUUUGUUCAUGAGUUUAGAUUCAUCUUUGUAGAAAGCCCUUGAGGGUCCUGUGGUGUUCAAAAUAUUCUUCGAUUUGUAUAUUUCUAAGCAAGUGUGCAUCAUACAUACAACAAAUAGCAAGUAAAAAAGAAAGAAAACAGAACAGAUUCUGGA